AUGUCCUACACAAACAAUCCAUACGCACAAGGUGGCUGGUACAACCCCCAAAACCCCCACUCAAUAAACAGCCAGCCCUGGCUACACUAUUCCCAUCCCGCCACAUACGGUGUACUUCCUUCCGUCGAAACAACUCCGCCAACAAAAUUAUCAUUCGAAUUCUCUCCUACACAUCCAAAUAUUUUGAACAGCAGCGUCACCGGCCCAGGGUCUCAAACGUACCUGAGCGCCAUGUCCGUCCAAUAUUCAACCAUAGUCACGAAGAGCAAUGGUGAUCCUGUGGCUCGAAUCGAGUGGCACACACAUCCGUGGGUUGAGGUUCCGGGUGUUGUUGACAGACAGCUGGUCUCGCAAUGGUUGCCUCUAUCAGCUGAUAUGAGCUACCGAGCGAUGCAGACCCCUAACGAUGACGGCGCCAACGUGAGGCUAAAACCACCUGGAGGCCACUUCACGAAGCGUCAGGUUGUUCAGUGGAAUAUAAAAUUCCAACAAAGUUUGCGCGGCGCGCCAGAAACGACGUCAAGAAAAUAG
Molecule: messenger RNA, 531 nt
Organism: Laccaria bicolor S238N-H82
Lineage: Eukaryota; Fungi; Basidiomycota; Agaricomycetes; Agaricales; Hydnangiaceae
Exons: 2
Coding region: 1-531 (176 amino acids)
Source: RefSeq, a predicted model, not a curated record